Messenger RNA from Folsomia candida, 3282 nucleotides. Its product is annotated as NFX1-type zinc finger-containing protein 1. NCBI's taxonomy places the organism in Eukaryota, Metazoa, Arthropoda, Collembola, Entomobryomorpha, Isotomidae. The transcript is spliced from 11 exons. The coding region runs from base 130 to 3000 and encodes 956 amino acids. The record is from RefSeq and is a predicted model, not a curated record.
AUUUUCCGCACACUUGAGUUCCUGCUUCCAAACUCGACGGACUGAGUCUCGCCCUUUGCCCUUGCGAUCUGCUGAGCAUGACCUCGUUUGUUGUAGAAUAAUUGCAGGCUACAAAUUUACUUCGCCACGAUGGGGGACAUUAAGAAAUUCAAAGGCAAGAGAAAAAUUCCUGGAUUUAACGGAAACUUAUUGUUUUAUGCACACGGAAAGGAAUGUCUCAUGCAAAUUUCCGAAAAACUCAGUGUGGUUGACACAUUUGGGUGUGACAUGGUCGCUGGGGUCUGUCGUCACUUGCUUCUCAAUAAUUUUCCCGUGCACCAGAUUCAAGUCAUGUGCAACAAAUUGGAGAGAAUUAAACAAAUGAGUUCGCGUUUUCAAUGUCAAGGGUCGAAACCAUUCCAAGCGAUCAAGCUCCUCUACACUGAGGAUGACAACAUCGACACUGCCCCAUCAAGAUGUGUCACAAUUUUGGAUUUGGUCUCCUUGGGCAGCAAAGACGAGCAGAAGAACUUUAUUUGCAGCAUAUCUAAAGCUAUUGCAAAAUCACGAAAUGGUGUGAUAAUAAUUGCGUCCUUUAUGCUAAUUUUGAAAGCUAAUGACGAAGAGUGGGUGACCCUUAUAAAUAAGAUGUACAAGUCGGGUUACAUCAAGCCCUUCUUAUCAGUCCGGUGUGACACCCAUAAUAAAGUUUGUCGGGACAUCACUACUGCCGAGGAGUUGAGUCUAGCUUCCCCAAGAGGUGGAUGUUUGGAAAUCUGUCGUUGGAGAGGAUGUGGUCACGAGUGUGGAUCAGUCUGCCACCCAGUCAACACGGAUCACUGCAGCAACGGGGAUUAUCUAUGCAGGGAAACGUGUCAAUUAAUCUGCUGCAACGGUCAUCAUUGUAUUUUACCCUGUUAUCACGAUUGCGUGUGCGAAUGGGGAUGUAUAUUUUUACGAAAUUGUGGACAUCCUUUGGAAGAUAAAGAUACGGUUUGUUACCAACCUUGUCAAACUCCUCUCAAAUGUGGUCACCCCUGCAGUAAAAUUUGUUCCGAAUGCGACAAAUCCCACGAGGAUGUCGAAUGCAAGAAACGCUGCGAUAAAACGUGUCCGCGUGGUCAUCCAUGUGUUCCACACCGCUGCGAUAAGGACAAAGGAUGUCCCCCAUGCCGUAUUGUGACACAAUUGAAACUGGAAUGUCGCCAUAUGUUGACCAUCACCUGCAGCGACCCUGAUUUUGAUGAAGAGAAUUAUGUCUGUCACCUCCAAUGUGAGAGGACCUAUGCUUUUUGUGGGCACCGUUGCGUAAAAAGAUGUUACGAAGAAUGUGGCCCGUGUGAGACGAUUUCAUUAAGACCCCAUCCAAAAUGUGGACACCCUACACCGUCCCAAUGUCACGUUCCAAUUUUGGAUCCAUGUAUAUAUCCUGUCCAAGCAAAAAAUCCAUCUUUUUGUGGACACGAAAUUUUGGUCCCAUGCUAUUUGUCAGAUAAACUGUCAAGCGCGGACAUUUCAGUCUACUGUAGAGCAGACUGCGUCAAGGGAGUCACCAAUGUCUGUGGUCAUGAUUGCAAAGGAUCGUGCAUGAGGUGUUAUCAAGGUCGGUUCCAUAUACGAUGCACGGAGCCAUGUGAGAAGUCCUUGAUUUGCCGUCACUUGUGCAAGAUUCCAUGUUCAGCUAUAUGUCCCCCAUGCACGGAGAAGUGUGUGAAUACUUGUGAGCAUUAUUCAUGCCCAUAUGAAUGUGGGGUUCCGUGUGAAUAUGUCUGUCCAGAACCAUGCACAUAUUCUUGCGAACAUCUAUCUUGCAGCAAAAUUUGCGGAGAAACGUGUGACCGCGAAGGAUGUCGUGAACCAUGCCCAAAGCUUUUGCCUUGUCAACAUCCUUGCGUCGGGUUUUGCGGCGAAACUUGUCCCGACGGUUGCAGAAUUUGUACUCCAGAUAAAUUGAUUGACUUUUUGGAGCUAUCUGGCGAAGAAACGAGAUUCUACGUACGAAUCCCACCGUGUGGACAUGCCAUCGAAGAAUCCAACCUCACAGAAUGGCUUAGCACGAAGAACACCGAGAUUAAAUUAAAAUUUUGUCCAAUCUGCCUGGUCCCUAUUCAUCCUACUUUGAAACGAUUCUCAUUGCAAAUUCAGGAAUGCUGGAAAGAUGUUCAACAAGUAAAAUCUGCAAUCCGAGGUGACGAAAAUGAGAUCAAGAAACGACUUGAACAAAUUGAGGGCGACGUAAUCAAAAUCCUUGAGUCUGGGUCCUACGUCCCAAAAUUUCCAAAGCUUGGCAACCACAUUCUGACUGAAUUAAGAAAACCGAUGAAAACAACUAACAAGUCUCGGGUUACCUUUGACUCGAUGUCCCUGGGCAAAGUCCAGUGCAUCGAGUGGGUCUUUAAGGAAUGGAAACGAGUCGAGGAAAGUCUCCCCCUGUACGAGAAUUUAUGGAUACCCGAAUAUUUCAACAAGUUUAAAGCUGAACAUACCAGACUUUUUGAUUUUACAAUGCGUCGGAUUUGGCCUCUUCACGUCAAUGAGGUCGAAGCGAUAAGGUUGGAGUUUACUCGUGUCUCGGACAUUCAACGCCUCUAUGAGCGGAUCUCACUCGAGAUGGAAGACCACAUUCUGAAAUUAGGAAAAAGUGUCGAGGGGCAGAAAAAGUUUCGAGAAGCUGAGGCUGCACUCUAUCUUCGUCAGCCAUACACUGAAGAAGCACAGAUUGAAUUUGACAGGAAAUUUAAGGUAUUCAGCAGAAUUCAAAACUACACUCUACAAUUGACGGAUCGGGAACGACAAGAAAUCGUGGAUGCGUUUGGGACACGUGCUGGGCGCUGGUUUAAAUGCCCAAAUGGACAUGUUUUUGUCGUCACGGAAUGCGGGGGUCCAACAGAACGUGGAUUAUGUAACGAGUGCGGGGCACCAAUCGGUGGGGAGGAUCAUCAACUGAUUGAAGAAAAUCAACUCGCCACAGAAAUGGAUGGGGCGCAAGCUCCGAUUUGGACCACGGCUUUGCAGCGCUGAAACUAUACGAAAUAUUUUCAUAUUCUCAUCCAUGUUUUUCAACUGCGUAUAAAUUAUGCAUUUUUGUUAAUAUAAUGCAAUUGGAUAUAUACUUUUAUAUACUUUUCGUUGCCUUUUUCAUGAAUUAUUUUUAUAUGUUUUCUAAACAUCAUGGACCAUGAUUCGUGGUCACAUUUCGAUUUAAGUUUUUAAUCGAGCUAUUUAGAAUUUUUGUUAUUGCUUUUUGGACUUGAAUGAACUAUAUGAACUACAUGAAGCAAUAAACCAAAAAUUAAUUAAUUA